AUGAUGUCGUCUGAGUCUUCUAAAGUGCAGGUGGAAUAUAUUAGUGAGGAUAAAAUUAUCAAGGAGGCAAGUGGCAAUCAGUCUCCUCUAGCGCUCCUGGCGGCCACGUGUAGUCGCCUCGGUGCCGCCAAUAUGGGGCCCGACCAACAACAACAGGACAAGGAUCAACAACAACAACAACAACAACAACAGCAACACUUUAACUCACAACAACAACAACAAGCUCAACAACAGCAACAGGCUCAACAGCAACAACAAGCACAACAACAGCAAGCUCAACAACAACAUCAACAACAACAAGCCCAGCAGCAGCAGCAGCAGCAGCAACAACAACAACAAGCACAACAACAAGCGCAACAACAAGCGCAGCAACAGGCGCAACAACAGCAACAAGUCCAACAGGCUCAACUCGUUCAGCAACAAGUGCAAGGAGAUGCGGCAACUCUUGCUGCUAUUCAACAACAAUAUUUACAACAGCAACCUCAGUUGAGGGUCAUUAGUACCGCUGUUGUGCAGCAACUCAGAGCUCAAGGAUUAACGGGUAGCGAAUUAUCAGCAGCGAUAGUGAAUGCAGCCAGUACAGUGCCUAACGGUAUCCAAGUGCAACAGCCGCAGGUGAUAUCGAUGCAACAACUUCAGUCGCUGUUAGGCGGCGGUGUGGUUUCGGGGGGAGAUGGCGCCACCUAUCAAAACGCACCGCAACAGUUGCUGCAAAUCCAUCCGCAAUUAUUACAGCAACAAGGUGGUGUUUACGGGGGAUGCCUCGUAGGCGGUGUGGGAGGAGUCGCCCCUAUGCAAGCCGUCACUGUGGAUGGACAGGAAGCUCUCUUCAUACCCGCACAGCAUGCACAGAACUUUUCCGGCAUGGGUCAAGUGAGUCUGGUUAAUGGACAACUGGUGAGGACUCCGGUCCUUCCAGCCGGAUUUCUCCAAAAUGUCAUGCACCUACCUGCUGAGCAACAGGCGACCGUCACAAUCCCCGGCUCUAACAUAUCCAUCCCACUGAGCGCUCUCACCGGGAAUCAGCCGAUGAUCACAAUCCCGGGGACGAACUUUUCCCUCCCCGCCGGGAUUCAAAUCCCGACGAGCCAGCCCAUCUCUAUAGCUGGCUCGUCCGUCCAGCUGUCCGGCAACGGGGCAGCGGAAAAGACUCCGGCCUCCAAGGACAACAAGCCCUCCACCAGCCCGCCCCCGCAAGGCGGCGGAGUAGCGAUGCGCGGCGGUGUGGGCGGAGUGGGCAGCGUAGGCAGCGUGGGCAUGGUGCCGGUGCAGGUGCCGGUGAGCGUGGGCAACGGGCACACCGUGUACCACACCGUGCACGUGCCGCUGCACGCGCCGCACCAUCUGCAGAUCAUACCGCAGCUGCAGCAGAUGCAAGCACAACCUCAAGUCGCAAACGUCCUAACUCCAUCGGGCCAAAUACAACAAAUACAAAUAGCAUCGCUUGGGAAUGUCCAGGUACCAACGCUGGGUGUGGGCGGGCUCGGUGGCGCUGUGCAGCUGGUGCCCGCCGUGAUGCCGGGCGUGCAGCUUGCGCAAAUGCAGCAGCCGCAGCAGCAGCAGCAGACACAGCAGCAACCUGUUAUUGAAACAACAACAUACACGGGCCAGCAAAUCCAGCAGGAGUCGAACGAGCCAGGCAAAUGGCAGGUGGUGACCGUCAGUAACGCGGGCGGCGAGUGCGAGAACAAAAUGCGCGCCGCCAGCCCCACCGGCAAGCGGCUGAUGAAGCGCGUCGCCUGCACCUGCCCCAACUGCGACCAGGGCGAGAACCGUUUAGUUGACCGUAAGAAGCAGCACGUGUGCCACAUCCCAGGCUGCAACAAGGUGUACGGCAAGACGUCACAUCUCAGGGCGCAUUUGCGAUGGCAUUCUGGAGAACGGCCAUUCCUAUGCAACUGGCUCUUCUGUGGUAAAAGAUUCACUCGCUCUGAUGAGCUGCAAAGGCACAGAAGAACGCAUACGGGAGAGAAACGCUUCGAGUGUCCCGAGUGCAGUAAACGUUUCAUGAGGUCUGAUCACCUCGCCAAACAUGUUCGGAUCCACACCAAAAAUAGAAUUACGGAAGUGGCAACAUCAACACAGUCUAUGUACUCGGACUCCGGUGAGGACAGCUGCGACGAUAAGAUGAUGCUCACCAUAGAAACCAUCCACACUUCGGGCGAGGGCGAUGAGAAGCUGGUGAUGAUUCGGCCCGGUGCGAAAAUCGAACCUGAACACGCCGACAGCUAG
Messenger RNA from Parnassius apollo (apollo), 2232 nucleotides. Lineage: Eukaryota; Metazoa; Arthropoda; Insecta; Lepidoptera; Papilionidae. The record is from the annotation of a GenBank genome assembly.